Messenger RNA from Parathielavia appendiculata, 369 nucleotides. RefSeq lists its product as uncharacterized. The record is from RefSeq and is a predicted model, not a curated record. The transcript has a single exon. NCBI's taxonomy places the organism in Eukaryota, Fungi, Ascomycota, Sordariomycetes, Sordariales, Chaetomiaceae. The annotation marks the transcript as partial.
AUGCACAUCGGCUUGGGGAUCAGUGCGACGGAAUUCAACCACUCACAGCGUUGGAACCCGGCCAUCCCCCUCGAGUCAUAUCAGGACUACGUCGAAAGCGCACCAAGUGACACUGCCGUCCUGGCGUCCACGCCCAACGGAACUAUUGGCGGAACGCUAUCAGGGACACCGUCGUUUGUGCGUUUGCCACGUUCGCACAUCUUCCAGGAAGUCUACAUGGCUGUCCUCAACAGACCCCUUCAUCUGGGAGACUGCGGGAGCUGGGUGAAGGACCCUCUGACUGGGAAGCUUUUCGGUCAUGUCAUUGCUGGGAGUUCAACAACAGGCUUGGUACUCGUGAUGCCUGCAGUCAAAGUAUUUGCCGAGGCU